Molecule: messenger RNA, 1958 nt
Organism: Thermothielavioides terrestris NRRL 8126
Lineage: Eukaryota; Fungi; Ascomycota; Sordariomycetes; Sordariales; Chaetomiaceae
Product: glycosyltransferase family 69 protein
Exons: 1
Coding region: 99-1733 (544 amino acids)
Source: RefSeq, a predicted model, not a curated record
GCACUUGCUAGCACUGCCGGUUUUACCUUUCGCAACCUACCUCAUGGCAUGGUAGCUACCUAUCCGACUCACGACAUGGUAGCUAUCCGACUCACGACAUGUUAUCAUCUCGUCGGCAAUCAAGCUCGGACCUGGACGGCGACCAGUUCGGCAAGCCGGCGGUGUCGCUGUCCCUCUUAGAGCACCGGUCCGGUACCGGCCCCGAAUCUCUUGACAACGUCAUCCUCCCAAGACGGGCAAGCCCUGGCAGAUGGAGGUGUACCAUCGUCUCGUGGGCGGCCAGGAGGCUGCGCCUCUCCCGCCGAGGCCUCUUGGUGUGUUUUAAGUACCUGGCCCCCGUGAUCGCCGCCGUGCUGGUUCUGGUGCCCAUCUUCGCGCCAUCCUACCUGCACCCGCCAGCACACUACCGCGAGCUGGAGGCGAGAUGUCGCGGCGACGCGGCGGAGCCCGGGUGCGCAAACCCGUCCAACGAGAAAGUUUUCAUUGCCAUCAGCCUGUAUGAUCGAGGGGGCCAUCUGGCGGGAGGGCCGUGGGGGAAGGCCCUGCUGAACCUGAUCCACCUCAUCGGGCCCAGCAAUGCGUAUCUCAGCAUCUACGAAAACGACAGCGGGCCCGAGGCCGCGGCGGCCCUGGAGGAGCUGCAGCGCCAAGUGCCGUGCAACCACUCCAUUGUCAACGACCCGCACGUCGACAUGCGCCUCAUCCCCAACGUGACCAUGCCCGACGGCACGCAGCGGACGAAGCGGAUAGCCUACCUGUCCGAGGUGCGGAACCGGGCACUGCGGCCGCUGGACAGGGUCGGCGGGGAGCACGAUGGCAUCGUGCCGUUCGACAAGAUCCUCUUCCUCAACGACAUCGCCUUCCGCCCCGUCGACGCCGCCCACCUGCUGUUCAGCACGAACAUCGGGCCGGACGGCCGGACCCGCUACCUGUCGGCCUGCGCGCUCGACUACCGGACCAUGUUCCUCUUCUAUGACCUCUACGCCCAGCGGGAUGCCGACGGCUACUCCAACGGCCUGCCGUUCUACCCGAUCUUCACCGGCGCCGGCCGGGGCCUCUCGCGGGCCGACAUGCGCCGCCAGACCGACGCCGUCCGCGUGCGCUCCUGCUGGGGCGGCAUGGUGGCCAUGCAGGCGCGCUACGUCCAGCACCUCGGCCGGGAGCUGCCGCGGCCGGACUUCCAGCAGAUCGGCGCGCACGUCAUCGACCCGGCCCGGCCGCGCAACGUCUCGGCGCCGGUGCGCUUCCGCCACGAGCCCGACCUGUUCGUCGACGCGUGCGAGUGCUGCCUGUUCCUCGCGGACGUGGCGCAGGUCGCGCGCCGCGCGGUGGGCGCCCCGGACGACGGCGACACCAACACCGACCUCGCCGAGUCCACGGCGACGCUCGUGAACCCCUACGUGCGCGUGGCGUACGACUGGGGCGUGCUGGCGCGGGAGCGCGUCGCGCGGCGCUGGGAGCGGCUGCUCGGCGUCGUGCACGCCGUCGUCACGCCGCUGGUCGGCCUGCCGCGGCACAACCCCUACCGCGCGGUGCGCGAGGGCGAGCCGUUCGUCGAGGAGGUCUGGAGCAGCGAGCGGCAGCGCUGGGAGCUGGAGCGCCGCGUCGGCCGCAACGGCCUGUUCUGUCUGGUGCGCCAGUUCCAGACCAUCACGCCUGGCGAGCGGCAAGGGGACCAGAAUUGGGAGGACAACGACAUACCGCCGGGGCAGACGCUGGACUUUCCGACGUGACCUGAUGGGGUUUUUUCUUGGAUGGGCUGGGUCUUUCCAUAGCGGGGUUCAAAAAUUGCAAGUCAGUAGUCGACAGGCAGCCCAACUCGGAGGAUGGGCGAACAGACGAGAAACAUGGACGUUCAUCACUAACUGUCAUGAAUGAUUUCAAUCAGACCAGGACAAGGCAGAAAGCAAAAAAAGAAACAUUUGGAUUAGGCUGCCUUGCUUCUAAUCAAUAGCUGG